AUGCUACGUGGCAAGCUACCAUUCUCUGCCGAGACGCAGGACGCAACUCUGGAGAGAACGGUAAAAUGCGAUGUGUCCUACUCUGCCAAGCCGUUUGCCGAAGUAUCUCAAGGAGUAAUCGAUUUGAUGAAAGCGACGAUCAACCGUCAUGUUGAUGCUCGACCUAGUGCCUUUGAGUGUUUCUACAAAGUCUAUUCCAUGGCGAGCCCAGAAGUGAGGACAGAGCUUGAGAACAGAAGAGCUCGGAGGCUUUCCAACUUAGCACUGGCUCGUUUGGCACUGCUUCGCACGGAACUGGUUCGCACGGAACGCAAGGCACUGCUUCGCAAGGCACUGCUUCGCAAGGCACUGGCUCGCACGGCACUGCUUCGCACGGCACUGCUUCGCAAGGCACUGCUUCGCAAGGCACUGGCUCGCACGGAACUGGUUCGCAUGGCAAUGGCACUGGUUCGAACAGUUUGUUCCCGGGCAGCUUGGCGGAAUCAGUUCGCCUGUGCAGCCCAUUUUUGCAUCCGGUAUGGUUCGAGCAUCUGGAUCACGGCCUUCACGGACUUCACGGACAUCUCGGACCUCCGGUGCGUCUCGAAUAUCCCGGGUAUCACCGCCAGCCUCUCCAGCGGUGUCAGAGCGGACCGAGGAUCAGACUGA
Cladocopium goreaui is the source of this 648-nucleotide messenger RNA. The record is from the annotation of a GenBank genome assembly. Lineage: Eukaryota; Dinophyceae; Suessiales; Symbiodiniaceae.